AUGUCACCUUACAAAUUGGUUUAUGGCCAUGAUGCUAUGCUCCCAUUGGAAAUCAAUUUGAAUACUUUGAGGGUAUCAAGACAGAAUGAAUUGCCAGUCGAUGAUUACUGGAAUGCAAUGUUUGAUGAGUUGAAUGAAUUAGACUCAGAGCGAAUAUUGGCACUUGAGAAUAUGAUUCGACAAAAAGAAAGUGUUGCUCGAAAUUAUAAUCGUCGAAUAAGAGAACAGUGUUUCAGUAUAGAGUGUGGGAUUGGAGCCGGAAGUUCAAAGGCAGAAUUCAAAAGAUCGUACAAAAGCUUGUUGAGAGUUGCAUCAUUAAUCCAUGCAGUAGGUGGAUGGUCCAAGAGUUUAAGAAGUGAUCGAAGUUAUUCUCGAGCAUUAAUAUUCAGCUCGAACGAAGAACCAGAUGAAGAAGGACCAAGGAGUAUAGGGACAGGAAUAGGCACUUCGUCUUCUUGGAUAGCCUGA
This is a messenger RNA of Arachis ipaensis, 468 nucleotides long. The record is from RefSeq and is a predicted model, not a curated record. NCBI's taxonomy places the organism in Eukaryota, Viridiplantae, Streptophyta, Magnoliopsida, Fabales, Fabaceae.